GGGGACAAGUUUGUGGCCUGCUAGGGAGCAGAGGAUGGGUGGUUGGAGGGAGAAGUUCGAGAAUUCUUUGAAGAGGCUUCGGGAGUCGGGCUUUGAGGGUGCCGAGGAAUAUACGUGGUAUGUCUUUUAUUUUCCUUUGUUAAAAAUAGAAAGUUCGUUUGCAAGUUACUUAUAUGUAUGGCAGGGAUUUGUAUCUCUGGGCAUUAACAAUAAUCACCUCACGGGCCUUCUCUGCCAAGGUUCUAUCUGGGGUAAUUGCGGACUCGGAACUGCCUGAGACCAAAGUGUCUGUUUUGCUGCCCCUGAUUGACCUUCCAAACCAUAGGCCACUUGCUAAGGUCGAAUGGCGAGCUGGUGAAGCGGAUGUUGGCUUCGUGGUGUUGGAGGAUGUGAUUCCAGGGCAGGAGAUUGCGAAUAAUUAUGGACCGCGGAAUAAUGAACAGUUGAUGAUGAACUACGGCUUCUGCCUUCCAGACAACUCCUGUGACUACCGCAUCGUUAGCUUGCGGACACCACCUGGAAGCCCACUUCAUGAGGCCAAAAUCCAGCAGUUCCAGAUGUAUCCUGAGUUGUCCAAGGAUGCAGAGGAUCAUUAUUAUGUGUUCAACAUCUUUUACCCUCAUCUCCCCCGGGAAUCCUGCAUGGAAAACACAAUCUUCUCCCCAGCCCUCUUCAAUGCUGUCUCCGUUCUGGCGGCAAAUGGCAGAGAGCUGGAAACACUAGAGAUCUCUGAACAAGGGAUCAGAAUUCCCGACGCCUACGGGAACUCGCGUAAUGUCCUUGCUGCAGUGAGCCAGAUUCUCAUCGAGCUCUUUACCCAUAUUGUGAAGUUGAAAGCAUCGGGCCAGGGCCAGCAACAUCCGGCCAAUCUGAAACAAACAAAUGCCAAAGUCUAUCGAGAAAGUCAGAUUAUGCUAUCCGAGACGGCACUUAUAAUUGCCGCAUGGACGCUGGCUCGUGCUCGGCAACAUGGUCUGAAUGACAGCUGGGAGCAAACUAAAGAGCUUCUCAACUCUCACAUUUCACGUGUACCAGCGGGCAAGUUUCCCGAAGAGGUUACAUCCAGGAUCAAGGUCAGAAUUCUGGAGCGUAGAUCCCUUCUCGAACACGGCGGGGAACUGUUUGAAUUCGGCGACUUGUUCGGCCUCCUCCCCGCCGAAAUACAGGAAGGCUGCAGAACAUGCUUGCGCAAUAUCUCUGUGCAUGCAGAGAACGCCAUUCCCGUGUUGAAAGCAAACCCUGAAGUGUCACCAUUUGCGUUCCCGUUAUUCCUAUGUCUUGUCACAGCUUCUUACCGGGCCAAGGCUUCAUCUCCCGAACAACUUCGACUGUCCCCCCGGUUGGAGAAAUGGGCCGGCUUCCUUCUUGACAAAUAUCCACCACCGCCGGGCGAUAUGGCUUGGAUGUUGGAGGACGAAGACGACGAAGCUCUCGUCAGUUCGUUUGAUGACUGCCUCAAGACCGUGAGAGACCGUAACCCCGAUUUCUUCUCGGGCCUGGCAAAAUUUACAGGACCCCAGCAAGGGGACAACUGGUGGCUCUCUCCCAACUGGAUCCGGUGGGCAUGGAUGGUCGUGGAGCAGGAGUCAGUACAAGCGCCGGACGAUCCGAUGAAGCUGCUGGCAGUAGAUGGGGUUGGAAGGGACGCUGUGAUGCUGUCUACAGUGACAUAUCUUUACGUUCCGCAACAUGCUGAUGGCUGAUGGGGUAGAUAGAGCAGACAUACUGUAGGUAUAAUAGAGUACAGAACUGCUACAAGUAUCUACUGUUGUUAUGCCUAGUAAAAAUGGC
Monascus purpureus is the source of this 1791-nucleotide messenger RNA. The record is from the annotation of a GenBank genome assembly. NCBI's taxonomy places the organism in Eukaryota, Fungi, Ascomycota, Eurotiomycetes, Eurotiales, Aspergillaceae.